Messenger RNA from Medicago truncatula (barrel medic), 1629 nucleotides. RefSeq lists its product as uncharacterized. The transcript is spliced from 3 exons. Lineage: Eukaryota; Viridiplantae; Streptophyta; Magnoliopsida; Fabales; Fabaceae. The record is from RefSeq and is a predicted model, not a curated record. The coding region runs from base 249 to 980 and encodes 243 amino acids.
CACACUCUUAUAUUUUGCAUUCCAUAGCACAAAUAAGCACAUAGCAUGAGACUCCUUCUUGUGUGGCUUGUGUAGGCAGCACAACGCAGCGCCCCCCUUUUCUCUCUGAACUCAAUUCAAAACCACCACCCUCUCCCAUUUCAUCAACAACCCUAGCUCUAGGGUUUCUCAUUUUCAAACGACACCGUUUAAACCCUUCAUCGUUAACCUUCCAAAGCCGCUACUAUUUCUUCACCGUUCAUUCAUCAAUGGCUACUACUCCUGCAUCAGUCAAGUCACAACCUCUUCACAACUUCUCUCUCCCCUUUCUCAAAUGGGGCGGCACCGGAAAAAACAACACUAACGCCACCAACCACCACCGUUCCCGUCGUCCACCCGAUCAUGCUUCCGAGCCUGAUUCCGAACCUGACUCCCGUCCUCACCGACUCGGAUCCCGAACCGCGAGAAACCGAUUCGGAUUUGCUUCUUCCUCCUCUCAGAGACAAGCUCCCCCGACGCCGUCGUCGAACAACGAAACCGAUGACAACGCCGGUGACAGAAAACGCGACGCUGAAGACGAUGCUGAAGCUGGUGGUGGAGCGGAGGAGAUAGUGCAGAAGCCGUGGAAUUUGAGGCCGAGGAAGCCGAUGAUACCGAGAGGCGGGUUUGAGAUCGGAGCAGGAGGUUCUAGAAACAACAACGGUGGAGAAUUGCAGGAAGGUGUUAACGGUGAGAAUCCAGCUCCGAAAUCGCUGAGGCUCAGGGGUUUUGCUGAUACAAACUGUGGUGAGAAGAAGGAAAAGAGGAAAUUCUGGAUCGCUCUUUCGAAGGAUGAGAUCGAAGAGGAUAUUUUUGUCAUGACUGGUUCUAGGCCCAAUCGUAGGCCCAGAAAGAGGGCCAAGAAUGUUCAGAAACAAAUGGAUAAUGUUUUUCCUGGAUUAUGGUUAGUGGGUAUAACUGCUGAUGCUUAUAGGGUAGCUGAUACACCAACAAAGAGGUAGAGAAGCUGUGAAGUGAAUUGCAGCUUGUAAAUGGGGUAAUGGGAUUGAGGUAUAAGCGUGAAGAAUAUUGUAAAGAGAAAGUAUGAAGGAAAUGUUGGAGAUAUUGGAUUGGAUGGAGAGGAUUGAAGAUGCUAAUUCCCUUGUUUUUGUUGGUUUAAACAAGGGUUUAGUUUAGUUGGUAUUUUUACUUGUUCAUCUUAGUGGUAGUGGUAGUGGUAGUGGUAGUAGUUUAUUCCUGGAAGGAAAGAAAUAUAUAUCUAUAUCAGUAUAUAUAGUUUAAUUAACAGAGUAAGAGUUUAUUAUUACAAUGAUAAUGAUAAUUUCAGAGCUUUUGUUUGGAAUUUUGGGGGCAUUCUUUGAAAAAAAUCUGAUGCCUUCACUUGGUUUUGGUGUUUGACAGGCUUGUAGUUAAGCUAGCAAAGCCUCUUUAUACUACAUGCUUCCUGGCUCUGGAUGAGGACUUUGUCCCAAGAACAGCCCUUAUGAGGUUGAAUUAGUUUUCAUACAAUGACUGCAUCAUGCUUUCUGACUUUCUUUUGUUUUCAUGUUGUUAUUUUCAUUGAUUUGAUCCUUUUAACUUUUGCAUUGAUAAUCUCUAUUAUUGUCAUCAUUAAGCUUGGUAUGGAGAGAAAUAAAAUCUUUGGCAUCA